AGUCCAUCAUGAUUUCCACGACGACGACGACAGUUACCAGCAGCCUUCAGCUAAAGCCCAACAUUGGUGUCUUCACCGAUCCGCAACAUAAUCUUUGGAUCGAUUCUGCAUCUCCGUCAGUGGAGGAGAUUCAGCGAGGUGACACUCUUGCGCCUGGGGAAGUCGUCGUGCAAGUUCGCAGUACAGGUAUCUGUGGAUCAGAUGUGCAUUUCUGGCAUGCGGGGCGCAUUGGCCCUAUGAUCGUCGAGGACAAACACAUUCUAGGUCAUGAAUCGGCUGGUGAGAUUGUCGCAGUCCAUGAAUCUGUAAAGCACCUCAAACCUGGCGACAAGGUAGCGAUCGAGCCGAAUAUUCCUUGCCAUGCCUGUCGUCCUUGCCUCACGGGACACUAUAACGGUUGUGAGAAUGUCCUGUUCCGUUCUACUCCUCCCGUCCCCGGCCUCUUACGGCGUUACAUUACCCACCCGGCCGUGUGGUGCCACAAACUCCCCGACACGAUGUCAUUCGAGGACGGGGCGCUCCUCGAGCCGCUGUCUGUGGCCCUCGCAGCGCUUGACAGGUCGAACCUGAGGUUGGGAGAUGCAGCGGUGAUCUGUGGUGCCGGCCCGAUUGGAUUGGUCUCGCUACUUUGUGCCAAAGCGGCUGGCGCUGAGCCUAUUGUCAUCACGGACAUCGAUCAGGGAAGGCUGGAUUUCGCGAAGCAGCUUGUUUCUGGGCAGCCGGGGACACUCAAGACUUUCCUCGUUGAGCGCGGGAAGACGGAAGAAGAGAAUGCGGCCGGGAUCAUCCAGGCACUUGGAGGCGUUGAACCAGAUGUCGCCUUAGAGUGCACAGGUGUGGAGUCUUCUAUCGGUGCUGCGAUUCAUGCGGUCAGGUUCGGUGGUACAGUCUUCGUCGUCGGCGUCGGGAAGAACGAGAUGAAGUUCCCGUUUAUGCGCCUUUCGACUAGAGAGGUCGACCUGAGGUUCCAAUAUCGAUAUGCCAAUACGUGGCCCAAGGCUAUCAGGCUGGUUAACUCGGGGUUGUUAGCACAGGUUCGGAAAUUGGUGACGCAUCGGUUUGUGAUCGAAGAUGCAGUGAAGGCGUUCGAGACAAGUGCGGAUAUAAAAAGCGGGGCUAUCAAGGUGGUGAUCACUAACCUAUGACAAAGAUCGCAUGAUUACUUUCUAGGGACUUGGAACGACGGGAGCAUCUGUAAACUUGAAUUGAAAAAUUAGAUCAGACUGUACCAUUCACGCAGAGGAGAUUUUGCACCU
This is a messenger RNA of Heterobasidion irregulare TC 32-1, 1256 nucleotides long. RefSeq lists its product as uncharacterized. Gene Ontology annotation, molecular function: L-iditol 2-dehydrogenase (NAD+) activity. Gene Ontology annotation, biological process: D-sorbitol catabolic process. The transcript has 3 exons. Lineage: Eukaryota; Fungi; Basidiomycota; Agaricomycetes; Russulales; Bondarzewiaceae. The record is from RefSeq and is a predicted model, not a curated record. The coding region runs from base 9 to 1145 and encodes 378 amino acids.